Messenger RNA from Megalobrama amblycephala (Wuchang bream), 3215 nucleotides. RefSeq names its product plastin 1 (I isoform) (gene pls1). Gene Ontology annotation, molecular function: calcium ion binding; actin filament binding. Gene Ontology annotation, biological process: actin filament bundle assembly; actin filament network formation. NCBI's taxonomy places the organism in Eukaryota, Metazoa, Chordata, Actinopteri, Cypriniformes, Xenocyprididae. Bases 212 to 2101 code for a protein of 629 amino acids. The transcript is spliced from 16 exons. The record is from RefSeq and is a predicted model, not a curated record. Gene Ontology annotation, cellular component: actin filament; cytoplasm; actin filament bundle.
AGCCCUCGCCUUUAGACAUCACAGGCCAAAGGCAUUACAGACCAAAGGUCUCUUACCAUACCACUAUCUCUAUGAGCUCAACAUAUGCUGUAUGAGAGGACAGACGUCACUGCAGUGGAUUCGAUCGGAAUAGCUGCGUCUUUUCGUGAGUCGGGGAACUUUUUAGAAGAAAGGUCUUUUGCAUGGUGAGAACUGCUGUGAGGAGAGCAGCAUGGAGAACAACGUCACACAGAUCUCCCGAGAAGAUUUGGAGGAACUGAGAGAGGCUUUCAACAAAAUCGAUAUUGAUAACAGUGGCUAUGUAAGCGAUUUUGAACUUCAAGAGCUAUUUCGAGAAGCCAGCUUUCACCUUCCGGGAUACAAGGUACGGGAGAUUGUGGAGAAGUUCAUUGCUGGUGAUACCAACAAAGAUGAGAAGAUCAGUUUUGAAGAGUUUGUUGUGAUAUACCAAGAGCUAAGAAGUAAGGAAGUGAGAGAAACUUUCCGCAAGUCCAUCUCCAGGCGGGAUGGGAUUCGUUCAUUUGGAGGAACAUCAAAAAUCUCAAGUGAAGGAACGCAGCAUUCUUACUCAGAUGAAGAAAAAGUGGCCUUUGUCAACUGGAUCAAUAAGUCCUUGGCAAAAGAUCCUGACUGCAAACAUCUGAUCCCAAUGGAUCCGGGAACUGACAGUUUAUUCAAAUCCGUAAAAGAUGGAAUUUUGCUGUGCAAAAUGAUUAACCUCUCACAGCCAGACACCAUUGAUGAGCGGGUGAUCAACACAAAGAAAUCCACUCCAUUUACAAUGACUGAGAAUUUGAUGUUGGCACUUAACUCUGCUUCGGCUAUUGGCUGCACAGUAGUCAACAUCGAUGCACAGGAUAUGAAAGCAGGGACCCCGCACCUAGUGCUUGGCCUCCUUUGGCAAAUCAUAAAAAUCGGCCUCUUCGCUGACAUUGAGAUCUCACGCAAUGAAGCUCUAAUUGCAUUGCUCGAUGAAUCAGAAGAGUUGGACCAACUGAUGUCAAUGUCCCCUGAGGACCUUUUGCUGCGAUGGGUCAACUAUCACCUCAAAGCUGCUGGCUGGCAACAAAUCAGAAACUUCAGUGAUGAUAUCAAGGACUCCAGGGCAUAUUUCCACCUGCUUGGUCAGAUCUCACCUAAAGGAGACGGGGAUGAUGAGAUGAGGAUUGACAUUGACAUGUCUGGUCUGAAUGAGCGUGAUGAUGAAAUGCGAGCUGAGCUGAUGCUGAGGCAGGCAGAUCGCCUAGAUUGCAGACAGUUUGUCACUCCCCGGGAUGUGUUGGCAGGAAACCAUAAGCUCAACAUGGCCUUUGUGGCCAAUCUUUUCAACAUGUACCCGGCCUUGAACAGACCCACCAACAAUGGCAUUGAUUAUGCAAUUGAGGGGGAAACAAGAGAGGACAGGACAUUCAGAAACUGGAUGAAUUCUCUGGGGGUUUCUCCGCAUGUCAAUCACUUGUACAGCGAUCUGCAUGAUGGUCUCAUCAUUCUUCAGUUAUAUGAGAGAAUCCAAGUUCCUGUUGACUGGACUAGAGUGAAUAAACCUCCCUAUCCAAUACUGGGCUCCAACAUGAAGAAGCUUGAGAAUUGUAAUUAUGCGGUUGCACUGGGCAAAAAGGAAGCAAAGUUUUCCUUAGUAGGAAUCGGUGGUGAGAAUAUCAAUGAGGGAAGCGCCAUGCACACCCUGGCACUGGUCUGGCAACUAAUGAGAAGAUACACAUUGAAGGUUCUGUCUGACAUCGGUGAUGGGGAAAUAGUCAGUGACCAAAUUAUUAUCAAUUGGGUGAACAACACCUUGAAACAAGGCGGUAAAGACUCGUAUAUUAACAGCUUCAAGGACAAAUCAAUCAGCACUAGCCUGCCAGUGAUUGAUCUGAUCGACAUCAUCAUGCCCAAAGCCAUUAAAUUUGAGAUGGUGAAGAGUGGAGAAAUGACGCCAGAGGACAAGCUGAACAAUGCAAAAUAUGCAAUCUCAGUGGCACGAAAAAUUGGAGUAAAGGUGUACGCCCUGCCCGAUGACCUUGUGGAGGUCAACCCCAAGAUGGUGAUGACGGUGUUUGCAUGCCUCAUGGGAAGAAGCUUGAAGAAAGUCAAUGGCUGACCUUUCUUAAAGAUGUUGUCAGAAAGCACAACCCUCACGUUGCACUUUUUCUUCCCCUAACGUCCCUUCUGCCUUACGCACCAACACUUUAAUGCAAUUCUUGUUGUUUUUAUGAAUAUUUCCUCAUGAAUUCACCUCCUGUUAAUUGCAUCGAAAUAUAUUUCACUAAUCAUUUCAUUUCUACUAGCUAAGAUACUAUAUGUAGAUGCAAGAUUAUUCAAAGAUAAUGUUAUUUUCUUAAUAUCUGUGAAUCCUUUAUUUCUUCAUUGACUCAUUAAAACAAUUAUUUCGGUUGAAGCCAGAUUGUAAAUAGCUGGAUAUUUUUACGUUGCGUAAAUAAAGGUGCUCACAAGAAAUAUUUGAGCCAUGUAGAUCUGCACAUUCAUUCAGUUGGUUAUUUAAUCAGGCUUAGAAUCAGCUGACAACCUGUCCUGGCUUAUAAUCAUACAUUUUGUCUAAAUAUUUGCUUAUCCAGGGAAGCGCAUUGUAAUCUAGAGGAGGAUAUUUUACAGCGAAUGUGUGUUGAAAGCAGAAAAAUGCCACAAUUGGCAGAAAAAAAUCAUUAAACUAGCAUCCACAUCAUUUAACAGUGGCCAGAAUUCCAAACACUUUCCUGGGCUCUGCCUCCUAAUUACAGUCAUCUCUGCCAUUGUCGAAUGAGUCCAGCUCUCUUUUAGAGGGAGUUUCUCUCAAUGUCAUUGUGAAAUUCCAGAUGUGUUUGAGUUUCUGGGAUAAUUUCAGCUGAGCUGAGCGUUCCCCUUUGACAGUUGUACCAUCACGUAGAGCUACGCUCUGUUUCACCCAGGAAAAUAUUCGAAGCCCCCUCUGGGCACAGUGGAUUCACUUAACAAUGUGUCUCAUUCUCUGUACUGCAUUAUGUUACUGUACAGAAACACUAUAGCAGAUCUCAGUAUUUGAACGAGUUUGGAAAAAUAUCAAUAUUGCUACCCAGUUCCAGCAUUAAUAUGCCAAUUCAAAUGCUAAACUCUUGUGAAAAUGAAGUGUGCUUAAUUGCACUUAACGGAAUGUGCACUAGUGUACUGUAAAUCUUAUAUUAUUUUAAAAACUGUACUUGCAGAUAACAAUAUUAAUGAAAUAAAAGGCUAUAACGAGA